GCGCUCAGCCAGCCCGCGGCGGCUUCCCGCAGCGCGCCUCGCGCCCGGGUCCCCGCGCUGUCUCCUCGCGGCUAUGGAACUCCGGUCGCUCCUUCGGCUCCUGCCGCCCGUGCUGGCCGCGCUGGGCGGCCUCGGGGGCUCAGCGACCGAUGAAAUACAGUGUCAGAUGACGAGGCAAGCUGAAUGUGGUGGGAGAUGCAUUCCUGUGGCCUGGCUCUGCAACGGAGAGCAGGAGUGCCCGGAUGGGGCGGACGAGCAGUGUGAGGAAGUAUGUCACGGACACCCACAGGCCUGGCAGUGUGAUGAUGGGAGAUGUAUUUCCAUUCACUGGCUUUGUGAUGGUGUCAGUGAUUGCUUAGAUGGCUCUGAUGAGGUUAACUGCGAGAGAAUGACGGCAUGUCCAGACCCAAAAAUCCAGUGUCCAGGAGAUCCUCAGUGCCGUGAUGCCUGGGAACCCUGUGAUGUAGAUGACUGUGGAGGUGGGCUCGGGGAAGCACACUGCCCCCGGCACCGGUGCCUGGCUGGGCAGUGGCAGUGCAGGAACGAGGUGUGUGUCCUGGACCGCUGGCGGUGUGAUGGCAUCGACCACUGUGGGGACUCCUCAGACGAGGAGGGCUGUGCUUCCUGUCCACAAGGCACGGUUGGAUGUGAUGAGGGGAAAUGCAUCCUAGAAUCCCUGAUGUGUGACGGGAGCGUGGACUGUACAGAUGGUACCGAUGAACCCACUACGUGUGGGAAAAACUGCUCUCUGGCCAAUGGGGGCUGUGAGGGGCAGUGCAGGGACACAGCCUGGGGUGUCCAGUGUUCAUGUGGAACUGGAUGGCGAUUACAGCCGGAUGGUUGGAGCUGUGGAGAUGUGGAUGAGUGCUCUACGGCAUACAGCCCCUGUGGCCAGCUGUGUCAUAACACAGCAGGGUCUUACUCCUGCGGGUGUAUUCGAGGUUACCAGCUCCACAAUGGCACCGACUGUCGAGUUACAGAUGAUGCUAUUAAAAUUCUUAUCGCAGCAGACAGAGAACUUGGUGUACUGGAUCGAAGAACAGGCAUCUAUGAGACUCUGGUACCUAUAAAAUCAAGGCCUACUUCUGUUGCAUAUGAUCUGGAGAGAAGUAUGUACUUCUGGGUGGAUGAAGUCUUAAAUAUGUUUGUUCUUGGGAAGCCGAACUCUGUUCCUCUCUAUCCAGAACUUAAAGCAAUCAACAGUAUCUCUUUGGACUGGUUCACGGGACAGUUGUAUUGGGCUAGCAGCUUUGCCAGGGUCAUCUGUGCUGGUUUAAGUGACGGCAGAGGCUACGUCAGAAUCCUGGAAAAGGAUCUUGUGCCAGAGCAGCUAAUAGUGUUUCCUGCAAAGAAGUACCUGUACUGGGUAAAUAGAGGAGGGAAAGGCCUGAGGACUAUUGAAACGGCAGGGAUGGAUGGCUCUGAUAGGAAGGUGCUGGCAGUGGUGAACAUGGAGGAACCCUCAGGGCUAACACUAGACCACGUGGCUGGCAGGCUCUACUGGAUCAGUGCAUAUAAAGAGUCCAUAGAGACGGUGAACGUGGAUGGAGCUGGGAGGCACACCUUCCCCAAGGUCUUCUUGGAAGGUGAAGAUCCAGUGGGACUGGCUGUAUUUGAGAACUCUUUCUUCUGGACAAAUAAACUACAGCUGUUUCAUGCUUCACCCCACAACCCGCAGGAGAGAGUGGUGCUGCUAAACGCUUCCAUAUCUGCCUUCUCGGUGCUCCACAAAUCCCAGCAGCCUAAGAGCAGAUACCCAGCAUGCGUUCCAGGUUCUUGCAGCCACUUAUGUCUCCUGUCCCCCGUCCAUCCCAAGGGCUAUAAGUGUGUUUGUCCAGAGGGGAUGUUUCUUUUACCUUCGGGCACAUGUAGUGAGUUAAAACUAGUGUUUUCCUCUGGCAAACGUCUCUACUUGUUGAAGGUUGGCUUUAUGGGAACUGCUAUAGAGAGGAGCCUAGUGCAAGAGCAUCCAAGGAACAUCUAUUUACUGGACAUUGACUGGAAAAGAAACCUCGUCUACUGGACAAAUACCCAGGGACAUCUGUUCUGCUCAACUGGCUAUUCAGGGGAAAAGCAAGAGAUUUGGACAGAGCGUACAGUCUGUUCAGCAAAUGUGGACAUUCCGACUGGGAACUUGUACUGGCUGCCCUGUGACACAAGUGCUAUUCAGAGGACUAGAAUCACUGGCCCAGACACCCAUACCCUGUAUAGAACGGGCAGAGUUAUACUGCAUCUCCUUCUCGAUUGGCCGAAGAGGCUGCUGUACUGGGUGGAGAGUGGGGAACACUUGCAAAGCAUGACCCUUGAUGGCAAAAGCAGAUGGGCAGUCUGGAGAGGAACCUGGACGGCGGACACCCACGUGACCUUAGACCUUGGCUCGUCUAGCAUCCUCUGGACCACCAAAGGGUUAGGGUUGCAAAGUCUGAGUCUCCGAAAAAACAGAACCUACAUUUUGAACAAGACCUGGAGUGAUGGGAUGAUCGUGGCCCACGAGCCCUACCUGGUGACUCUGAACAGAACAGCUCUCAUGCUGUGGAACAGGAGGAUGCCAGAGCCCUUCUCAGUGUUGAAAGAGCCCUACAUACAGAAGAUGAUCAUCCUGGCAGAGAACCUGGAGGUGCCAGAUCCUGAGGUCAAAGGACCUGCCACACCCACCCCUCCUCCACCCCCUCCGCCACCCCCUCUCCUCUGCACCCGAUCUUCUGUGCCGUGUCGGGAUGGGCUGGAGUGCAUCUCCCGGGGGUACCUCUGCGAUGGCAAGCAGGACUGCGGGGACGGCUCGGACGAAGAGAACUGUUCCCGCUUCUGCAACAGGGCAGGGGUCUUCCAGUGUCUGGAUGGAAACAAGUGCAUUGAGGAGAAGUACCACUGUGAUGGGGCCCGGCAAUGCCUGGAUGGCUCGGACGAGCUGGGUUGCUGGAAGCCUGUUGAAGACUGCUCUCUGCGUUGUGACAACAAGACCCGCUGUAUCCCCAAGAGCUGGCUGUGUGAUGGCAACCCUGACUGUUCUGACAGAAAAGAUGAACAAGGAUGUAUUCAUGAAAAAUGCAGUGCAUCUGAAUUUAAAUGUGAGAAUGGCCAAUGUAUAUCUUCUUCCCUGCGUUGCGAUGGGAACCGGGACUGCCUGGACCACUCAGAUGAAGAGGGCUGUUCUGCCUGGCCCCUGCCAUGCCCGUCAGGGGAGGUGAAGUGCCCGAGGAGUGGAGAGUGUGUGUUGGCAGACUGGAUAUGUGACCACGACUUAGACUGCAAAGAUGGAACUGAUGAGAAGGACUGCGACCCCGAGGAGCUUCGCUGUGGCUCGAGGCAGUGGCCCUGUGCCAGUGGAGACCAGUGCGUGCCUGAGCCCUGGCGCUGUGAUGGGCAGAGUGACUGCAGGGACGGCAGUGAUGAGGCCGGAUGCCCCCCGGAGAACUGCGGGAGUUCCGAGUUCCAGUGCCGCUCUUCUGCCUGCCUGGACCUCAGCCUGGUGUGUGAUGGGAAGGAGGACUGUGCCGACGGCUCCGAUGAAGGCGAGCAGUGCUCGUCCGCGUGCAGCCAGAAACAGUGUUUCCACACCUGCUACCCAUCUCCACGUGGGCCUGUAUGUGCUUGUGAGCGAGGCUUUGAUCUGAAAAGCGGUGGGCGAAUCUGCGAGGAUGUGGAUGAAUGCCAGAGAUUGGGUGGUCAGCCUUGCAGUCAGACCUGUAUCAACACCAAGGGCUCCUAUAGCUGCACCUGUCAUCCUGGCUACUCGCUGGAGCCUGAUGGCCAUACCUGUAAAGCAACAGGUACUGAACCGAUCCUGCUUGUGGCAAUUCAGUUUAAGCUACUCCUCUAUGGAUUGCGGAGCUUAAAAGAAGAUAUUCUGGCAACUAUAGACAAGAACCUGAUUAUUUUCUCUAUUGACUAUGACUUAGUGGAUCAGAAAGUCUUCUGGACCGAUACCAGUGCAGAAAGUAUUAGAUGGAUAAGCAUGGACACAAAGAAGAAAGGGACUGUGGUGAAAGGAAUAAAGUCAGACUAUAUAGCGGUUGACUGGAUUGGGAGAAAUCUCUACUGGACAGAUGGGACAGCUGGUCAGAUUUUGGCAAUUCAGUUGACUGCUGUUUGGAGAGGAAAAUCUGAGUACACGAUCGUCCUGGACGAUGACUUGAACCAACCACGGUCUUUGGCUUUAGAUCCCCUAAAUGGGUUAAUGUACUGGUCUGAAAUUGGAGGAGAACCUCAAAUAGAACAAGCUGGAAUGGAUGGGAGCAGCAGAAAAAUACUCCUCAAUCAAGGUCUUGGCCGGCCAACUAGCAUAGCUCUCGACAAGUUGAGUUGGAAGAUAUUCUGGUCUGAUGACAAAUUUCACUGCAUUGGCUCUGUCAAUCUAGACGGUACUGGUAUUAGCAUGUUGCAGCUAACACAAAUCAAGAGCCCCUUUUUGGUUGCUGUGUUUGAAGAUGAAGUCUUCUGGUCUGAAAUGAAGACGAGAACAGUACAGCGCAUGAAAAAGACGACGGGCAAGAACAGGGCUGUCCUCAUCAAGCGUUUGGAGCAGCCUUACGGACUUAAGAUAAUGCACGAAGUGCUCCAGCCCAGGUCUUCGAAUCCUUGUCUGGACACUGGAUGUUCUCACUUGUGCCUUCUGAGCCCGCAAUCCAAGGGAAGCUGUCGUUGCCCAGUUGGACUCCUGCUUGCAGAUGAUGGCGUCAACUGUGUUCCACUCAAGGAGUCUGCGUUUCUGUUCCUUGGGUUGCCCACAGUUAUCAUGCAGAUUUAUCUGAAAAAUCUAGAAGCUUCAGGAGGACAAGCAACCUUGCCAGAACAUAGGCUUCUUCCCUUUACCAAUGUGAACCAGCUUGCAUCAAUGGACUACCUUGUCCAGGAGAAGGUACUCUACCUGUCUGAGAUGAAUAAGGGUGAUAUCUGGCUACUGAGGCUCAAAGAAUCUGGAAAGCUCUCUUGGAGGAAAAUCGUAUCUGUGGAGGGCACAGUGAUUGACCUUGCUGUGGACUGGUUGAGUGGACACAUAUACUGGAUUGACAGUGAGAAUCCUUACAUCAACGUAGCUUCCUCCAAAGGCCAGUAUGCCACGGUCUUGCUCAGUGAAAGUCUUUACCGCCCAACCUCUGUCGUGCUCCACCCGCCGAGUGCAGUCAUGUGCUUUGUGGACCUGGGUCCCCAGGAUGAUGGUAGGCGUGGCUCCAGCAUUGAAUGUGCCUCCAUGGAUGGCAGCAAGAGGAAGGUGCUCUGGCAGAAACCCCAGGUCCCUGUGGGCCUGACCUUUUCUGAUGCAGGGACCCGAUUGUACUGGGCUGAUCCUGGGAGAGGACUCAUAGAAAGUAUUCAACAGGAUGGCUCUAGAUACAGACUAGACCGCAGAGGAAUUCAGGGCCUUAACCUCUUCACGUAUGGCCAAGGCAUGAUGUUCUGGAGCACAGUGGAUGAUGCCCAAAUCAAUAAAGUUUGGUACAGCAAAGCAGAACUUUCAGAAAACCAGUGGUUCCAAGUAGACCAGAAGAUUGUGGAUUUAAAAGUUUAUAGUAAACUUAGCCAACAGGGUAGUAACCAUUGCUCAAAAGACAAUGGAGGAUGCAGCCAUAUCUGUUUACCAAACCCGGAAGGACAGACUUGUAAAUGUCCCAGUGGGUACUACUUGGCUGACAUAAGGAAAUGUAUUGAAGCUGUCCGAUGCUCUGCGCUGUCACAAUCCUGUAAGGAUGGUCAGAAAUGCAUUUCUGUGGCGCAGGUUUGUGAUGGUCGUGCUGACUGUCUGGAUGGAUCUGAUGAAAUGGACUGUACCUAUCCACAUAAAACCCAUUCGACACCAACACCUAAAAUGUCAGAGGCUGGAAAAAGACUGACACCAAAAGCUGCUCAACCUCUCCAGGGCACCAAGUCUACCAAGGCUAAAUCUCCAGGUCCAGAGGCGAUGAAUUAUCCUGUCAGAAAAACGCUAACCCCUCUGAUGCCUGCUGUAGAGAGCAAGACUCCAGAAACCAAGGAAGGAGUUCAGCCCAAGGACUCACAGAAGGGAAAACUUCUGCUCUGUAGCAGUGAUUUCUGUAAUGGGAGGGGAAUCUGUACAAUGGAAGGAGAGCUGAGAAAAUGCAGCUGUCUGAUGGGAUAUGGCGGAGAGUUCUGUGAAGAAGCAGCACAUAGACCUGCCCCUGGCCACAUGGCCCUCAGCUUAACCAUAGCCCUGUCAGCUGUUCUGGUCAUGCUGGGAGCAUUUGUAUAUUUCAGAAGAGAACACAAAUUAAAACGAAACAGUACAGCAUCAUCAAGGAAUUUGACCUGCCAUAAAGAAAAUAACCAAGAAGAGGAGAAUCUAAUGAAUAGUGAGACUUUUGUCAAUGAAGCCUAUGAUGAAGAGGUAUGCCUGGGAACUGUCUUCGAGGAAAACAGGUGGUGAGAUCCAGUCACAAAAUGCCCCUUCCAAAAUAUCCUAGCAGGGUGAAAGUAGGCAGUGUUAACUUAAAGAGUUUUUUGUUAUUGGCGAAUGAUGUUAUCAUGUAGACCAAAUGAAUGCUCAGUAACUUUUUUGAUUUCAGAUUCUGUUCAGUCUCUAGUUGUUCAAACCAAAGUGAAACAUACAUGAAAUAGUAAUCCAGAAAUUUGGCUUUUGGUGGACUUCCAAAAGGAGUUCAAUACUCUUGUGGGGUGGAGUGAGGUGUAUUCAGGGUUAGUUAACAUUACCCUUAAAAUUUAUGUCCCUCCCAUCCCGUGAUCUCUGCUAACUUCCACAUAGCUCAACCACCUCUGUGUUUUUGCUUUGUUUUAA
Molecule: messenger RNA, 6751 nt
Organism: Orcinus orca (killer whale)
Lineage: Eukaryota; Metazoa; Chordata; Mammalia; Artiodactyla; Delphinidae
Product: low-density lipoprotein receptor-related protein 2-like
Exons: 32
Coding region: 74-6382 (2102 amino acids)
Molecular function (GO): calcium ion binding; protein binding
Source: RefSeq, a predicted model, not a curated record